GUCUCACCGUCGUCCUCCGCACUGCUUCUCGUUGUCUCCUCGAGCAUUUUCUGGUGUUUGCCGACGAGCCAAAACACUCUCAACGUAGCAGCCAUGUCUGCGAAUAUCAUGGACGAGGAGGAGUCUCAGGCACUGCUCCCAUCGACCUCGGAGAACCUUGCCUCCAUCAAGGUGUUCCCUUUGAUUCCGAGCUUGAAGCGGGACGUAGUCAAGAACAUUGAUACCGCCUUGACCUGGGACCAACUGACAGCGUCCGACAUAAACUUCGCCAUCAUUCGACCUCUGGUCUUCAAGUAUGCACAUCUUGACAACCUGGCGGUCGUCUAUGCUUGCUUCGUCGUUCGCUCUCACUUCGUGUCUGAGGCUGAAGAAAACAUGGCUUAUUCUGGGGUCCUCCUUUCUCGUGCUAGUGUCUGCGAGAUCCUUGCAAUGAAGCUCCUGGGUACCUUUGCGUCCAGCCAACUUCAGGUCGCGACCGUCUUGACGGCCAGCUGGAACCCCCUCGCCGGAGCUCCUGCAGAAAUAGUGUCUGACGUCAAGAACAUGAUCGGCGACGAUGGGAUGUAUGACCCCCAGUGCGCGCUCGAAAUGGCCAUUGCUACAGAAUCAAAGGCGUUUCUCGCAUCUCCGCUUGUGCAGACCGUGGUGAACGACAUCUAUGCUGGGCGCAUGGUCUUCUCCAUGAUGUCAAAUCGCUCUGUUCUGGCGGACAACUAUAAGCCGAAGAGCAUUGAGAUAUACGACGUUCGAAAGGCGCCCUUCCUGGACCACUACAGGUUACGUGUGCCCAAGUAUGGGGCCAUCUUGGAGUUCCUAAACUUCGCCCUGUUGUUAACAACAUUCCUGCUCUGUCUAUCAAAUAAGGACAUGAACGCCAUGAACGUUUUCGAGGUCGUCUUCAUCGUGAUUGCGUCGGCGUUCGCUCUUGAAGAGUACACGGCUUCGAAGGAGCACGGCUGGACGAUCUAUAUAGCGAAUCUCUGGAAUGUAUUUGACUCCUCAUUCAUCGUCAUCUUCUUGGUCUACCUAGGGUACAGGAUCAGGGGUCUGACCCAUAACGAUCCGGCCGCAUCUGACUUCGCCUUUGACGUUCUGGCUUGUGGGGCGUGUAUACUGUUCCCUCGGCUCGCUUUCUUCGCAGUCUCGAAUAACGUCAUCGUCUUGGCUUUGCGCGCCAUGAUGGCCGACUUCCUUUUCUUCAUCACCAUAGCGGCGAUCUGCUUCUCCGGCCUUCUGUUCACGCUGCAUAACCUCGCCGAAGACACCGGCAGGUGGUCUGUCAAGAGCAUCGCAUGGCUCAUGGUGCAGAUAUGGUUCGGAAACACGUACCUCAGCUUUGCGCAAGCCGAGAGUUUCCACCCUCUCUUCGGGCCCGUGCUGAUGACGAUGUUCGCUGCGUUGUCGAACACGUUGCUGCUUACUAUCCUGAUCUCGAUCCUGUCGAACACUUUUGCAAGAAUCGAUGCGAAUGCUAAGCAAGAGUAUUUGUUCCAAUAUGCGAUCACCACGAUCGAAGGUGUAAAGGAUAGCUUGUUCAGCUACCAACCUCCUUUCAACCUGUUCGCUUUCAUGGUGCUAUGGCCCCUCAGCUAUAUCGUAUCUCCUCGGACUCUACAUUCAGCGAACGUCUUCCUCAUCAAGCUGACAUCAUUCCCACAACUGAUUGUAAUCGCCAUCUACGAACGCUACCUCGCCCAAGGACAGAAAUGGCGCGAAGAGGGUGCCGAGCGGGCACAUACCCUCUACGCGAGCCUCUCGCGUAGCGUAAAGCACAUGCCAAUCCUCGACUUCCUCGGGUCAAGCUCCAUGGACGUACACGAGGCAAUCUUCGACGUCAACCUACACGACGAAGGCGCCCUCUUCGAAGACUCCGACCUCGAGGACCUCCCCGCCCCGCUGGAGCCCUCAUCCGCGCCCCCCGUCAUCCGCACAUCUCAGUCGCACGAACACCGAGCCGAGCCGAGCACAAGCUCCAGUACAGGCCUCCAGCCGCCCUUCCGCCUCUCAGGCUCGCGCACGCCCACGGCGGACUCGCAGAUCCGGCGCACGACGAGCCUCUCGCUCUCUCCCCGCAAGAGCACGAGCCUCAGCCGCACCCGCACCCGCAGCGCGGUCUCGCCCAUCUCCCCGACGUCCUCGCCGCGCCUUUCGCCGCGUCCGCGCAACGCGCCGCUGCCGACGAUCAUCCCGUCGACGUCGAGCGAGAUCCCGACGCUCGGGCCGCGGAGCCCGCUUGGGAAGCUGUUUGGGCCGAGGCGCGAUGGCGCGUUCGCGACGGCGUCGAUGGAGGCGGGCAUGAAGCGUGUGGAGACGUUGGUGGAGGAGGUGAAGAUGCUGCCCGUGAAUAAGCUGAAGGACGAGAUGAAGGAGUUGCAGGACCGUCAAGCGCGGAUCGAGAAUCUGCUGUUGAUGCUGACGCGCGGGAUGAGGAACGAUACUGGUCCCCAUUCGACGAUACGUCAUGACUCCUUGUAAUGGCUAUGAGGCUGGCGUAUUCCGCUUUGACGCAGUGCUCCGUUAUUGAACAGCACUCCCG
This is a messenger RNA of Trametes versicolor FP-101664 SS1, 2536 nucleotides long. RefSeq lists its product as uncharacterized. The record is from RefSeq and is a predicted model, not a curated record. The coding region runs from base 94 to 2475 and encodes 793 amino acids. The transcript has 18 exons. NCBI's taxonomy places the organism in Eukaryota, Fungi, Basidiomycota, Agaricomycetes, Polyporales, Polyporaceae.